GCGGCUCCCGCUGCUGCUGACCGCGCCGGACGCCGCGGCUGUGGGACUGGGCGGCCCCGGCCGGCCGCUGGGACGCCGGCGCCGAGGACGCCGCAGCAUGAGGCGGAGAUUAACGUGACAGUGUCAGGUGGACCCACAGCCAUCCCACCGCCCGCUGUGGGGAGAGCUGAGAGUGGGGCAGCAUGGAGGAGAGGAAGCAUGAGACCAUGAACCCAGCUCAUGUCCUCUUCGACCGGUUUGUCCAGGCCACCACCUGUAAGGGAACCCUUAAGGCCUUCCAGGAGCUCUGUGACCAUCUGGAACUGAAGCCAAAGGACUAUCGCUCCUUCUAUCACAAGCUCAAGUCCAAGCUUAACUACUGGAAAGCCAAAGCCCUCUGGGCAAAGUUGGACAAACGGGGCAGUCACAAAGACUACAAGAAGGGAAAAGCAUGCACUAACACCAAGUGUCUCAUCAUUGGGGCCGGCCCCUGUGGUCUCCGCACAGCCAUCGACUUAUCCUUACUGGGGGCCAAGGUGGUUGUUAUUGAGAAACGAGACGCCUUCUCCCGCAACAACGUCUUACAUCUCUGGCCAUUCACCAUACAUGAUCUUCGAGGUCUGGGUGCCAAGAAGUUCUAUGGCAAGUUCUGUGCCGGAGCCAUCGACCAUAUCAGUAUCCGUCAGCUCCAACUGAUACUGUUGAAAGUAGCCUUGAUCCUAGGCAUUGAAAUCCACGUCAAUGUGGAAUUCCAAGGACUUAUCCAGCCUCCUGAGGACCAGGAGAAUGAACGGAUAGGCUGGCGGGCACUGGUGCACCCCAAAACUCAUCCUGUGUCGGAGUAUGAAUUUGAAGUGAUCAUCGGUGGGGAUGGUCGGAGGAACACCUUGGAAGGGUUUCGUCGGAAAGAAUUCCGUGGCAAACUGGCCAUCGCCAUCACAGCAAAUUUUAUCAACCGAAAUACAACAGCAGAGGCCAAAGUGGAAGAAAUUAGUGGUGUGGCUUUUAUAUUCAACCAGAAAUUCUUCCAAGAACUGAGGGAAGCCACAGGUAUUGACUUGGAGAACAUCGUUUACUACAAAGACGACACACACUAUUUUGUUAUGACGGCCAAAAAGCAGAGUUUACUGGACAAAGGAGUGAUACUGCAUGACUAUGCCGACACAGAGCUCCUGCUUUCCCGGGAGAACGUGGACCAGGAGGCUCUGCUCAGCUAUGCCAGGGAGGCGGCAGACUUCUCCACCCAGCAGCAGCUGCCCUCUCUGGAUUUUGCCAUCAAUCACUAUGGGCAGCCCGAUGUGGCCAUGUUUGACUUCACUUGUAUGUAUGCCUCCGAGAACGCUGCCUUGGUCCGGGAGCAGAACGGACACCAGUUACUAGUGGCUCUGGUCGGGGACAGCCUCCUAGAGCCUUUCUGGCCCAUGGGAACAGGAAUAGCCCGGGGCUUUCUAGCUGCUAUGGACUCUGCCUGGAUGGUCCGAAGUUGGUCUCUAGGAACAAGCCCUUUGGAAGUGCUGGCGGAGAGGGAGAGUAUUUAUAGGUUGCUGCCUCAGACUACCCCUGAAAAUGUGAGUAAGAACUUCAGCCAAUAUAGUAUCGACCCAGUCACUCGGUAUCCCAAUAUCAACGUCAACUUCCUCCGGCCAAGCCAGGUACGCCAUUUGUAUGAUACUGGCGAAACAAAAGAUAUUCACCUGGAAAUGGAGAGCCUGGCGAAUUCCCGAACCACCCCCAAGUUGACUCGCAAUGAGUCUGUAGCUCGUUCAAGCAAACUGCUGGGUUGGUGCCAGAGGCAGACAGAUGGCUAUGCAGGAGUAAACGUGACAGAUCUCACCAUGUCUUGGAAAAGUGGCUUGGCCCUUUGUGCAAUUAUCCACAGAUACCGCCCUGACCUGAUAGAUUUUGAUUCUUUGGAUGAGCAAAAUGUGGAGAAGAAUAACCAACUGGCCUUUGACAUUGCUGAGAAGGAAUUGGGCAUUUCUCCCAUCAUGACAGGCAAAGAAAUGGCCUCCGUCGGGGAGCCUGAUAAGUUGUCCAUGGUGAUGUACCUGACUCAGUUCUACGAGAUGUUUAAGGACUCCCUACCCUCUAGCGACACUUUGGACCUGAAUGCCGAGGAGAAAGCAGUCCUGAUAGCCAGCACCAGAUCCCCUAUCUCCUUCCUCAGCAAGCUGGGCCAGACCAUCUCCCGGAAGCGUUCUCCCAAGGAUAAAAAGGAAAAGGACUUGGAUGGUGCUGGUAAGAGGAGAAAGACCAGUCAGUCGGAGGAGGAGGAAGCUCCCCGGGGCCACAGGGGAGAAAGACCGAGCCUGGUGAGCACUCUGACGGACAGGAGGAUGGACGCUGCCCUUGGGAACCAGAACAAAGUGAAGUACAUGGCAACCCAGCUGCUGGCCAAAUUUGAGGAGAAUGCGCCCGCCCAGUCCGUCGGCGUCCGGAGACAGCUGACACAAGAGCGUGGGGCCAGCCAGCCGUCCUGCUGCCUGCCUGGGCAGGGUCGCCCUGCCCCCACACCCCAGUGGAAACAGCCACGGGAAAAGGAGUAUUCUCGGACCUGCCCCAAAAAAGUGAUCACCCUGUCUCCUCCCCCUACUCCACCUCCCUGUGGGGCGCGUGGCGGCCAGCAGACAUACAGGGAUCUUGAUGCUGACAGCCGUGGCAAGCAGAGCCCCCACCAUGAGAGGCCAGAGCCUGAACCUCCUCGUCGAUUUUUUGUCGACCAGUGGGAGCUUUCUCUUAGUCUCCGCUCCUCCGCCCGCCCUGCCUCUCCCUCCUCCGACUCCCUCCGACAGAAGUACAUAAAGAUGUACACGGGCGGAGUGAGCUCAUUGGCUGAGCAGAUAGCCAAUCAGCUUCAAAGGAAAGAGCGGCCCAAAGCCCUUCUAGACAAGAAGGAACUGGGCUCCAUGAAGAAGGAGUUCCCGCAGAACCUGGGAGGCAGCGACACGUGCUACUUCUGCCAGAAGCGGGUCUACGUGAUGGAGAGGCUGAGUGCCGAGGGCAAGUUCUUCCAUCGGAGCUGCUUCAAGUGCGAGUACUGCGCCACCACCCUGCGCCUCUCAGCCUACGCCUACGACAUCGAGGACGGUAAAUUCUACUGUAAGCCACACUACUGCUAUCGGCUUUCUGGCUACGCACAGAGGAAGAGACCAGCGGUGGCUCCCCUGUCUGGACAGGAGGCCAAAGGACCCCUGCAGGAUGGCCUCACCACAGACGCAACCGGACGGGCCAGCGCGGUGGCCAGCUCGACUGAGAGAACCCCAGGUUCAGGCGUGAACGGCCUGGAGGAGCCCAGCAUCGCCAAGCGGCUGAGGGGCACCCCGGAGCGGAUCGAGCUGGAGAACUACCGCCUGUCCCUGAAGCAGGCCGAGGCGCUGCAGGAGGUGCCCGAGGAGACGCAGGCCGAGCACAACCUGAGCAGUGUGCUGGACACGGGUGCCGAGGAGGACAUCGCCAGCAGCAGUUCCGAGUCUGAGAUGGAGGAGGAAGAGGAGGAGGAGGAGGAGGAGGAGGAGGCUUGCCUGCCCCCCUCUGACUUGGGCGGCGUUCCGUGGAAGGAGGCUGUGCGGAUCCACGCCCUUCUGAAAGGGAAGAGUGAAGAGGAGUUAGAGGCCUCGAAAAGCUUUGGGCCUGGGAAUGAAGAGGAGGAGGAGGAAGAGGAGGAGGAGGAGGACGACUAUGACGAGGAGGAGGAGGAGUCCAGUGAAGUGCCCGACCUUCCCUCCAUACGCCGCGCGGCGGUGCAGGCCUGGCUGGAGACGGUCUCCGGAGCCCCGUUGGAUGAGAAUGACCUAGAAGAUGUGGACUCGGAACCAGCCGAGAUAGAAGGGGAGGCAGCAGAAGACGGGGACCCAGGGGACACUGGUGCUGAGCUGGAUGAUGAUCAGCACUGGGCUGACAGCCCUUCGGAGGCUGACAGAGAGCCACAUCUGCCGCGCCCGGCCGAGCGGGAGGAGCCGGAGCCGAGGGCCCCAGAAGAUGAGGAGAAGCCCAUCUCACCGAAGCAACACGACAGAGGUCCCUCCCAAGCCACCAGCCCCAUCCGGUCCCCUCAGGAAUCAGCUCUUCUGUUCACUCCAGUCCACAGCCCCAAAACAGAGGGGCCCCGACUCCCACCUGUUCCUGCCGCCACCCAGGAGAAACCACCUGAGAAGCGCUUUUUCCCUGAGCCUUUGCUUCCCAAAGAGAAGUCCAAAGCUGACGCCCCCUCAGAUCCCAGAGCUGUGCACUCUCCCAUCCGAUCACAGCCAGUGGCCCUGCCGGAAGCCAGGACUCCUGCCUCACCAGGGAGCCCGCAGCCCCAGCCACCCCUGGUGGCCUCCACACCCCCACCCAGCCCGCUCCCCAUCUGCUCCCAGCCCCAGCCUUCCACUGAGGCCACCAUCCCGUCCCCUACCCAGUCCCCCAUUCGCUUCCAGCCUGUCCCAGCCAAAGCAUCCACCCCACUGGCCCCUCUCCCUAUCCAAAGCCAAGGUGACCCUAAGGACAGACUGGGCAGCCCCCUUGCUGUGGACGAGGCCCUCAGACGGAGCGACCUGGUGGAGGAGUUCUGGAUGAAGAGCGCGGAGAUCCGCCGCAGCCUGGGGCUCACCCCUGUGGACCGCAGCAAGGGGCCCCAACCCAGCUUCCCCACGCCUGCCUUCAGGCCAGCGUCCCUCAAGUCCUAUUCUGUUGAAAAGUCCCCCCAGGAUGAGGGACUCCACCUCCUCAAGCCUCUGCCUGUCCCCAAAAGAACGGGCCUGCCAAAGCUAGAGGGUGAGCUCCUGUCCCUGCCGCCACCCCGGUCCCCGUCUGACAGAGAGCUACGCAGUGCUCAGGAGGAGCGCAGGGAGCUGUCCAGCAGCUCUGGCCUGGGCCUGCACGGGAGCUCCUCCAACAUGAAGACACUGGGCAGCCAGAGCUUCAACACCUCGGACUCCGCCAUGCUCACGCCCCCCUCCAGCCCACCCCCACCCCCACCCCAAGGUGAGGAACCCGCCACCCUGCGGAAGAAGCUCAGGGAGGCCGAAGCCAACACCUCGGUGGUCCCACCGCCCUCGCCUGCCACGUGGAUGAGGCCCCCCCGGGAGCCCGCCCAGCCCCACAGAGAGGAAGUGCGGAAAUCUUUCGUGGAGAGCGUGGAGGAGAUCCCCUUCGCUGACGACGUGGAAGACACCUACGACGACAAGACUGAGGACUCGAGUCUGCAGGAGAAGUUCUUCACGCCCCCCUCCUGCUGGCCGCACCCCGAGAAGCCUCCCCACCCAUCUGUGGCCAAGGAGAACGGGAGGCUGCCUGCUCUGGAGGGGGCGCGGCAGCCACAGAAGAGGGGUCUGCCCUUGGUCUCCGCUGAAGCCAAGGAGCUGGCCGAGGAGCGCAUGCGAGCCAGGGAGAAGUCUGUGAAGAGCCAGGCGCUGAGGGACGCCAUGGCCAGGCAGCUGAGCAGGAUGCAGCAGAUGGAGCUGGCCACCGGCGCCCCCAGGCCACGCAAGGCGUCCUCGGCAGCCUCCCAGGGCAAGGAGCGCCGGCCUGACUCCCCCGCCUGCCCCCCUCUCAGGGGCACUGAGGAGCGCACCCCGAAGCAUGAAGCCACCAGCGAGGAGGUCCUCUCCGCGCCGUCGGACUCGGGGGGCGCAGAUGGCUCCUUCACUUCAUCCGAGGGCUCCAGUGGGAAGAGCAAGAAGAGGUCGUCGCUCUUCUCCCCCCGCAGAAAUAAGAAGGAGAAGAAGUCCAAGGGUGAGGCCCGGCCCCCGGAAAAGCCCGGCCCCAGCGUCCCGGAGGAAGCCGCCACCAAACCCAAGUCCCUGUGGAAGUCGGUCUUCUCCGGGUACAAGAGGGACAAGAAGAAGAAGGCCGACGACAGGUCCUGCCCCAGCACCCCGUCCAGCGGGGCCACGGUGGACUCCGGCAAGCACAGGGCACUGCCCGUCGUGAGGGCAGAGCUGCAGCUCCGGCGCCAGCCGAGCUUCUCGGAGGACUCGGACCUCUCCAGCGACGAUGUCCUUGACAGGUCGUCGCAGAAGUCCCGGCGAGAGGUGCGUAGUCAGUCGAUUUAUGUACCACACGCCUUGGCAUUCAGGAGAUCAUAUGCAUCAAAGCCAAGAACCUACACAGAGGAGGAACUGAACGCCAAGCUGACCCGGCGUGUGCAGAAAGCGGCUCGGAGACAGGCCAAGCAGGAGGAGCUUAAGCGGCUGCAUCGAGCCCAGAUCAUCCAGCGGCAGCUGCAGCAGGUGGAGGAGAGGCAGCGGCGGCUGGAGGAGAGGGGCGUGGCCGUGGAGAAGGCGCUCCGGGGCGAAGCAGACUAUUGGGGAGAGUCUUAUUACAGUGACCUCAUCGACUUGCAUCUGGGUGUUGAGCCCAGUGGCGGGACUCCGCGGCGUAGACCUCUCUCCUUCUGCCCUUGCUGUGUCCAGGAAGGCAUGGGCAAGAAGGACGACCCCAAGCUGAUGCAGGAGUGGUUCAAGCUCGUGCAGGAGAAGAACGCCAUGGUGCGCUACGAGUCAGAGCUGAUGAUCUUUGCCCGGGAGCUGGAGCUGGAAGACCGACAGAGCCGACUACAGCAGGAGCUCCGGGAGCGCAUGGCAGUGGAAGAUCACCUUAAGACCGAGGAGGAACUGUCAGAAGAGAAGCAGAUUCUCAAUGAGAUGCUGGAGGUGGUGGAGCAGAGAGACUCACUGGUGGCGCUGCUGGAGGAGCAGCGGCUCCGGGAGAGAGCGGAGGACAAGGAUCUGGAGGCCGCCAUGCUGUCCAAGGGCUUCAGCCUGAACUGGUCCUGAGCUCCCACCCAGCGCUCCGUUUGCCGUUGGCAUCCGCCUGGCCGGUCAGUGGCCUCCAAACCACCUGGAGACGCAAUCUGAGGAGGCCUGGCACCUCCUUGGAGUUGACGCUCAGUGCCGUGUGCUGCUUGGAAAGUGGCCGAGUCCCGUGAGCGGUGGGAAGCCCCAGGUGACGGUGGUUAUCUGAGACGGCUCCACCUCCUGGGAGGAGGCCCACCUGGACCUCCCGCUCGGGGGAGGAGCACAGCCUGCGUGGCCUGACGCAGGGGACCCCACACGCUCCGAGGGCGCGCUGCUGUGCCCCUUUCUUCCACUGGCACAUUUGGUAAGAGAGGGAAGCUGCUCCCAUCAGAACCACAGCCUGCUGCCACAGCAUGGGAGGGGCACUGUCUUCUUCCUGCUUCCUGGAGCGCCACCAAAGAAAUGAAGCGAUACGCCACGAGAGCAGGGUGCGAUCGAGACCCAGGAUGGGGAGGUCACCAGCUGUGCCCACCCCAGCAUCACAGGAGACAUGGAGGUGCAUGCAGGCUCCGGGAUUGACUAUGCAAAUUAGGAGGCUGCAGGAGAGGUCUGCCACCCGGCCCAGCACCACGCUGGACCCCAGGUGGCCAAAUGCUGGUGCCUCUGGCUGGCUGUGGCCUGAGGCCUGUGGGUUGCUGCAUUUCGCUUGUAGUUCACAACCAUUCUGACACUGGAAAAUGCUGACCUCGGGGGACAGGGUGAGGCCCUCCGUUCUAAGCCCCCGUUGGCAGGCAGCCACUGUCCCUGCUCCACACUCUGUGUCGGGGAGGAGAUGACCUUUUCCUCGGUUUUUUCUCCCGUCUUUGCACAUUGAGAUGAAGCUGACGACCUGGCAGGACGCUCCGCCGCUUCGGACCCCUUCUUUCAAUUAACUUAUUUUUUUAAUACUUGAAAAGAA
Saimiri boliviensis boliviensis (Bolivian squirrel monkey) is the source of this 7656-nucleotide messenger RNA. The record is from RefSeq and is a predicted model, not a curated record. NCBI's taxonomy places the organism in Eukaryota, Metazoa, Chordata, Mammalia, Primates, Cebidae.